UGUUCAAACGAACACGGCGCAUACGAAGAGUCGCUCAGCCACGCAACCUGCUCCAGCUGCCUCGGAUCAGGAUCUCUGCUCACUCCUUCGUCCUUGGCACCGUCGAUGCUACCCCGCCAGCACUCGAACGCUUCGAGCUUCCUCCCCCCAGGGUCUCGAGGCGCAGAGCAGAAGCUGGCCAAGGACAAAGACAAGGACAAGGAUAAAGACUCCCGCAAGAAGGGAGGGUCGAAUCCUCCCAAACCUUUGCAAGAGACUGUUGUGGAAUCUCAGCGUGAUGUUCGCCCUCGCAAGCGCCAGGAUUCGGCGCCUGCACCGUCUAGCGUGCGCUCACCUCCUCCCGCAAACCCCGCUCAAUCUACGCGUCCUGCGGCAUAUGAAGUGGUAGCGUCGCCUCGUCGUAGGGAACAUGCUGACAUCCCAGCACAGGCCGCACCACCCGCUCCUGCGGUAGAGUACCUGACGGUCCCAUCAGCGGGUAUGGGGGUGCCGCCUUCGAAUGGUAUGCCUACGUUGAGUGGGAGAAGCCCUACAAAGAUGUUCAGUCCAUUCCCGUCCGUUGAAGCGGUGGAUGGAACUGUGGCCAAUACGGUGACAGGGGCCGACUCUACCAGAAGCUCCACCGCAGGAAGACUCUCUCCCCCUUUGCGCGACCCGCAGACGGCUACACACGACUGGAGGAACAAGGAGGAAGCUGAGUUUCGUGGUCGUGGCACGCGUCGGCGCCGGCCUGGCGUGACGUUUGACAGGACCACUACCAUCCGCGCGCCGAGCAAG
Fomitopsis serialis is the source of this 777-nucleotide messenger RNA. RefSeq lists its product as uncharacterized. The annotation marks the transcript as partial. Lineage: Eukaryota; Fungi; Basidiomycota; Agaricomycetes; Polyporales; Fomitopsidaceae. The record is from RefSeq and is a predicted model, not a curated record. The transcript has 5 exons.